Messenger RNA from Physella acuta, 1886 nucleotides. Its product is annotated as perivitellin-2 67 kDa subunit-like. The record is from RefSeq and is a predicted model, not a curated record. NCBI's taxonomy places the organism in Eukaryota, Metazoa, Mollusca, Gastropoda, Physidae.
GUAGUUAUUAGACUACUGAGUCAGUGGUUGAAAGUCAAAUACGUUUGAGAGCAUGUAUCUUCUGAUACUCCUGCUUUUAGCUGUCAUAGCGUCACAGACAGCCGCAAAACAUUGUACCCAUUUACCUCCUGGUCUGUCAAAAAUGGUUCGGGGUGUUGACGUCUCAAAGCUGGACAUGCUGCCCAUUGACAUAGUUGGUGAUGACGGAGUCAUGAGUCCAAUCAUACCCUUCACCUGCGACCAAGGAAAACAGUACAAGAGUGUGAAGGGCACUUUGUACGAACUACCUGACCAGGUCUGGCAGAUGACGUCUGUUCCCGGAGGCUGGCUCUCGUCCGACGCCCACACAUACUCCUCUUACAGUGAGGUCAGAAACUCAAUGAGCAACAGCGUUGGUCUGGAGGCGGACACUGGCAAAUACUCCUUCUCUGCCAGUUUUAGUUACAAGAAGAUGCAGAACUCCAUCACCAACUCCUCCAGGUACAUCUCUGAGGUCACGGCAUUUGCUGCUGCAACACGAGCAGACGUCAACCCGCCGGAAAAAUUAGGGCUGGAUAGUUUUGCUCAAGAGUACGUAGAUACUACACUGACUGGUACCUUUGAAAGCAACCCUACUGCGUACAACAAGUUUAUUGAUACCUACGGCACGCAUUAUUUUACCUCGGCUAAGUUUGGUGGUUUCAUUAGAAUGGUCUUUGAGACGUCAAAAGAAUACGCAAUGACCAAAACUGAAAGCGAGAUCGAGGCUAAUGCCAAAGCUUCGUACAUGAAAAUGGUUUCCGUGAGCGUAGGGCACACGUCUUCCAAUGGGAAUGUUGAUGAAAAGUUUACAUCCAAUUCUAAGACCACCAUGAAGUACUACGGAGGCGACACCAACGUCCUAAGCAGUGACGGUCUCUCCAAGUGGCAGCCGACAGUCGAGAGUGACCCCUGGUUGUUUUCAGGUAAACUGAAGCCAAUUAGCGACUUAAUUAAAGACGAAACAAAGAAAUCAUCAAUGAUUCGAGCUGUGAAGAACCAUUUGUUAAGAGCCUACAUCGGAGAAUUGCAAUCUCUCAUUUAUGGAGCCAGGGUCAAGUCCGAUAACCCAGUCAUCAACGGCCUUCGUGAUCGCGCCGCGGCUUUGCUGAGUAAACAACAAAUUGUUGACAGCGAGGUCGAUGCUUUAGCCAAUGACUUGAAAGACUAUGUCACUAUGCCCAGCUGGUUUGUUGCGAACACCAAAAUCUGCAUGUACGUGAUAGAAACAGGGAUGCCUUUUCAAUGUUCAUUAACAGUUGGGGGGCACUAUUUUUGUGCCAUGGUUAACUCUAUGUCUCCUUGGUACGCCGACUUGACCGACUAUUUAAUAGGAGGCUGCAAGAUGCAAUGGUGUUUUAUCCGCCAACUAUCCAGCUUGGUUUAACGAUGUGAAAAUUUGCUAUCAAUGGUAUGCUGAGAACGACAUCGCGCAAUGUGGCGGCGAUGGAGGACAAACCUAUUGCGCAAAUAUCAACCAAUGGACGACACCUUAUGUCGACGACACAGCAAAUCGCGACGGCGGAUGCAGAAUGCGAUGGAUGCUCCAAGUUACCGACUCCGCACCGUACUGGAUGAGAGCUGUACACAUGUGUUACAACUGGGAGGCUUUCGGCGACGAAAGCCAGUGCGGUGGAGGGGCGCCAACCGAGCAGUGUGUUGUGGCCAACACCUGGACCACCUACUACCUGGACUACACCGGCAUCACAAAAGGCGGCUGUAAAAUGAGCUGGGGCUUAAAGACCGCCUACUGAUAGCUGGCUUCCAUUUGUUCCAACAGUUCAAUACGCACUGAUAUACAAUGCCUGGUGUUUAAUAUUAUUAUUACUGACACUGUAUACUUAAAUACAAAUGGAUAACUGUUAUGA